This is a messenger RNA of Harpegnathos saltator (Jerdon's jumping ant), 2241 nucleotides long. RefSeq lists its product as uncharacterized. NCBI's taxonomy places the organism in Eukaryota, Metazoa, Arthropoda, Insecta, Hymenoptera, Formicidae. The transcript has 2 exons. Gene Ontology annotation, cellular component: SCF ubiquitin ligase complex. The record is from RefSeq and is a predicted model, not a curated record. Bases 102 to 1823 code for a protein of 573 amino acids. Gene Ontology annotation, biological process: SCF-dependent proteasomal ubiquitin-dependent protein catabolic process.
GCGCGUCCUCAUCAAUGUAGCGAUACGGCGGCAGUCUAGCGCGAGCUCUUGCUCAGGAGACGCCCGUAGGAACCUUGCUCGUUUUCAGCGAACAAGGCAAGAUGCCGGGUCACCGUCAGCCUAACUCCUUAGUGAUGCUUAGUUUGGGACGUGUGUGCGAGCAACUCGACGGGACGUGCCGACGUUUGCAGUCACUUUCGCAACGAUCCACUGCGGCGCGAGCACUAGCCUUUGCAAGACGGAUGAUCAGACCGUACUAUGUGAACGCGUUACCGACUCGUUUGCGCUCCCAAGUGAUCGAGGAAACCUCAAGGAUGCUGUGCUUGCCACUACCGGACGAGCCUCACGUUGUCUCCGAACCUGCGAUAUUAUUUCUAUUAUCUCUCCUUCUCGAUCGUGACAUAAAACGACUGAAGGUUCAACUCUGUUGCUAUUACGGAUGUAGCUACCAAACGUCGCUGCUGGAAUUACUCGCUUCGGAAGGAACUGGACUAGAGUCAUUACACUUGUUCCGUUACUCCUUACUCCGCAUGGACUGCAAUUUACUGCGCUCGACAUUAUCGAACAUGAAGAAUUUGACGAUUCUGACGCUCCGCAAUAUCGCCAAUGAUGCUAUGCUUCGAGUUAUCGGUAAAACCUGUCCAAAACUCAUAAUCCUGGACGUAGCUUGCUCGAGAGAAGUAACGGAUGCAGGACUGAAGCAAUUGCUCUUGCACGUAGAGUUCAAAGAUAAAGUGCUUUCCGUAUCGGCACGAGAGUGUACCAAUUGGUCGCGAAUGAAAAGACUACUAACUAGGUGGAAGAUGAGCAAUUCAAAAUGGGAGAAGAAAAAGAAGCAGAAUGUACUGUUAGAAUAUUACGAGAGUAAGAAUCCGCUGUGCGAUACGCUGAGAGUAUUGAAUAUUGCCGAUACUUGUGUCACCGAGGCUGGUGUGUCGCUCGCUCUGUUAAAUAUUACACAACUCGAGUCCUUAGCGGAAUAUAAGUACAUAGGUCAUGUAGUGGAGACCGUGGACAUAGGUCAAUCGCCGUGGAAUCUAACCGAGGCGAUCAGUUGCGAGACGACGCCGGUACAGCUGAAAUUUUUAGCGCAGAUGUGUCCAAACAUGAGAAGGCUUUCCAUCUCCGAACCUUGGCAUUAUCCGGAGGCAUUGCGUGUCUUUCCUCACCUGACUUCGUUGAGUAUGCAUAACAUACCGACGACGAAAGAAUGGUUAGAGAACUUGUACAGUUAUCUUCGAGCGCACGGGCAACAUUUACGCGAACUCGGUCUUUGGAUGACGGAACAGAGGAAUAUCCCUUUGCAGAUGGACUUGAAGGAAAUUCUGAGCAGUUGUCCUAAUCUACAUACACUCGUUAAUGACGGGGCCAAGGUCGUAUGGACAGAAGGAUGCGAUCCUCCUCUUCUUAGAUAUCUGAGAAAAAUCGAGCUUGGACAUACAGUGGAUGCGUUAACGAUUACAAAAGUAUUUUCUCUAGCCCCAGGACUAACGGCGUUGCAUGUUCACAGUUGUUUCGACCUGACGAACCAGCAUUUGGAAAAGCUGUCGGAACCGCCUGUCAAGUCCAACAAUGGCGAAAAAUCAAACGAAUGCGACAGCACUUUGUCCAAUUUGACGUGUUUCUACAUUCAUCAGGCGAGCAAAGUGUCAGCGAACACGGUGCUAAAUAUGAUCAACAGUUACAAACGAUUGAGACAGAUCGGCAAUUUGGCGAAUUGGGUUUCGGAUUAUGAAAGUGUUGUAAUAACUAUCGCGCGUGCAAACUUGAACGUGGACUUGUGUUCUGACCCACAUUGGAACUGGAAUAACUGUAUACAAUGAUAUCGCAUUAAGUCUGACUCUUCAUCGUCGGAAUAAUCGCGUCCUAAUACAUUUACAGAUUGUCACAUAAUUGAGAUUAGUCAGAUUUCUAGAAUUCAUUGUAAUCAAUUGUAAAUGAGCGCGACUUGUAAUAAUCAGUUUAAUGAAAGUUAAAGAAGCAUUGCUCUGUUAGAUCGAUCUUUUCUUCUUUUUUUUUUUCCAUGUAAAACAGGUUAACGAUUUAGACACUUGCAAUUUCUCAAGACUGUUAUUUAUGUUACCAUCAACAGAUGUAAUGAGUUUAAACUUGGCUAAGUAGUCUCGUACUACGUCGCAUAUGCAUCUUAUCGAGAUAAUUUUUUUAGACCAAUCAAUAGCAUAAUUCCUUCCAAUUUUGUGUAAUAAAUAAUUAAUGUCCUUGAAAAAAAAAAAAAAAAAA